Messenger RNA from Suillus subaureus, 2109 nucleotides. Its product is annotated as major facilitator superfamily domain-containing protein. NCBI's taxonomy places the organism in Eukaryota, Fungi, Basidiomycota, Agaricomycetes, Boletales, Suillaceae. The record is from RefSeq and is a predicted model, not a curated record. Gene Ontology annotation, molecular function: transmembrane transporter activity. The transcript has 8 exons. Gene Ontology annotation, cellular component: membrane. Gene Ontology annotation, biological process: transmembrane transport. The coding region runs from base 215 to 1849 and encodes 544 amino acids.
UUCGUAAGGAAAGUCACAUAAUUCCGGGUUAGCCUCAGGCCUCAAGCUCAAGUACCAAUCUUUCUGUCUUCCGUGGGACACAUCUACUUCCGACUUUGUUUCGACGUUCGUUUUUGCUGUCGUCGCCAUCGUCACUGGUGAGCUCGACGAACACACCGCUGAUCCAACGCUUUACAAACUCAAGGCUGCUGUGAGGUCGUCUGCCCCUUCAAGCAUGGAACCACAGCCCCCCGCGCUGCUCAGCGCACCGCGAAUGUUAACACUUCUAGGCUCUAUUCUCGUAUCCCUCAGUUCAGGGACAAAUUAUGUGCCAUACGCUCCACAAUUAGGCGCACGCCUAUUGCUCUCCCACACCCAGUUGAAUGUUAUUGGCCUGGCAGGGAAUGUGGGUGUGUAUCUGAGCGGCCCAGCCUGGGGUCGAGUAGUCGAUUCAAAGGGUCCCCGCAUUCCGCUUAUUAGUGCCUUUGCCUGCCUUCUCAUAGGAUAUCUCGGCAUAAAGCGCAUCUAUGAUGAUGGUGCUGGAACAGUAGUAUCGUUCAUGCAUCUUGUCAUCCUCAUUGCCUGCAGUUUCAUGACCGGCUUGGCUGGAAAUGCGGGCCUUGCCGCUGCUAUGAACACUACGGCUAAGAGCUUCCCUGAAACCUCGCGCGGAACUAUAACAGGUCUCGUUCUGUCUGGUUUUGGCUUAUCUGCAUUUUUCUUUGCCGCAGUUGCCAGUGUCGCAUUCCCUGGCAACACAUCUGCGCUUCUCCUUGUCCUGGGCCUCGGCGCCGCCAUGCCCAUGCUUCUUGGUCUUGUGAUAGUCCGUCAAAUACCGUUACCUCCCCCGAGCACCACAAUUGGCAUCGAAGGGGGCCCGCACGGACGCGAGGAAUACCAGCCAAUUCCGAGUGGCGAUGCCGCUCUAUUUAUUUGUGGGAAUGACAGUCACACCUCCCUUCUUGAUCCCAUGGAACACGUACACGAGGCAUCAAACUAUCACGUCCCCGAACCAUCGACCCCGGCAGAACUUGUGCCGGACCGGAUUGUAUCGAGAGGGUCGAGUGUCAGGAGAAGUACGAGCCGUGCAAAGCCCGUGCAUGAUGGGCCUAAUGUCUAUGGGAAGCAACUGUGGCUUACCCCAGAUUUUUAUCUUGUUUUUGUUAUCAUGUCGCUUCUAAGUGGAACUGGGAUCAUGUAUAUCAAUAAUGUUGGCUCCAUAUCUCAGGCAUUGUAUGCCAAAGGGAACCCUAACUACGACGAGUUAGAAGCUUCGCGUUGGCAAGCCGCACAAGUUUCAACUCUCAGUAUUGGCAACUUUGCAGGACGUAUUCUCAUUGGAUUAAUCGCGGACUUGCUCCGAUUUCGCCUACGUCUCCCUCGUGCAUAUUGUUUUUGCAUUGUUUCAACGCUCUUUGUUGUCUCUCAAUUGUUUGCCAUCAACGUUAACGACGUUGCGCAUCUUUGGAAAGCGACCGCGCUACUUGGGCUUGCAUAUGGUAGUCUGUUCGGCAUUUCCCCUACGAUCGUCAUCGACUGGUUUGGGCUUUCACAUCUCUCGGAGAAUUGGGGAUUUAUCUCACUCAGUCCACUAGUGGGAGGGAAUCUUUUCUCGCUUAUGUUUGGGCGCAACCUUGACUCACACGCGAACGAUGACACCGAGACGCAUUCGCCUUUAUCUUUGAUAAGGCGUGGUGGUCUUCCAAGCGAACACCAAUGUUUUGAUGGACGCGACUGCUACGUCACGAGUUUGUAUGUAACAGCGACGGCGUGUUUGAUUGCACUUGGGUUGAGCGUUUGGGCGGGAAUAAGGGACCAGAGAAAAACAGUAGAGGCGAAGAGGGAAGUUAUUUGGGAUGCUGAAGAGUAAAGAUAUAGAGAGUUAUGCAGAUACCCAGUGCAAGAUAUAAUUAUCAUAGAUUCGCUAGAAACAUGAAAUUGCGGACAACGCCACAAAAGGCAUGCAACAGGCGCCGAGUAGGUGAGGCUGCAUACACGUUCUGUGCCCGUUGCAUGUUGAACGUUCAUGCACAUGAAUCCAGAGGCAUAUUUACUUGCAACAUAUAUAGUAUACAUAGUUACGCCGAGAACAUAUAUAUGCAGUGCGAGGUAUAUCAUAAUGAAAAUACA